AUGUCUCCCACGCAACCUAAACGUGUCGCUAUUGUUGGAGGCGGAUGCGCUGGGGUCACCGCGUUUUGGGCUUUACAGAAGUCCCCGCAUGAUGUCCAUCUUUUCGAGGCCUCUGCAACGCUUGGUGGGCGUAUCAAGACAGUACCAUUUGAACACGCAGGAAAUAAAGUCACCGUGAACACAGUGCCACCAGUAUUCAACGCAACUGCUUCUCCCAACCUUGUUUCACUGCUUCGCUAUCUAGGAAUUUCCACAUCCGCAGCGGAGCUCUCCUUUGGAGCAACCGAUGGUAUUGGAGCUGAUCAAUGGACUGGAAGUAUACUUGGGGACAUUGUGCGUCGCCCAUGGCUUCUGUGCAAACCUGGAACAUGGCGGAUGUGGUUCGAUAUUGCGCGACUACGAUACACGUGUCUAGACCUACUGGUCGACGGUCACCAGCGGAGUGAGCGCCAUGCCCAGCACGAAACCGUGAUGCGGCAUUAUUUCGCAAGUGAGGAAUAUUCAAACACAUUUUAUGCGAAGUACUUGACAUCAAUGUUAUCGGCUUUGUGGGGAAUCAAUGCUGGCAGAAUUAUAGACCUGUUGCCAGUCAAAGCAUUCGUCCGCUGCCUGUUGGACCAUAGCAUUCUCUGUCCACGACCAAAGAGGCUGAAUUGGCAGUGCAUUAAUGAUGGAGCCAGGCAGUUGGUCCUGGCAAUGGCAAGGGCUUUCCCGUCUCAUAGAGUACAUGUCAAGACCCGAGUGACAGGUAUAUCUCAGUCGACAAAGGAGCGUUUUGUGCUUAUUACCUCUGAUGGACAAAAGGCGCAUUUUGACCACCUUAUUUUUGCCAUUUCUGCAAAUGAAAUUCAGCGCAUUUUGGGUGCAACUCCUACUACCGAGGAAACUGAGAUCUUGCAAAAAUUGCGAACAGCAAGACAUAUCAUGGUUUUGCAUUCAGAUCCGCCUUUCGCAACGGAUUUCGACCAGUCAUGGCCUGCUAGUAGUUUCAUAGUAACUUCCUGGGACAGAAGCAAUAAAGACCGCCCUGGAGACCCUUCCGACAACAUAACCCCCAGGACAUGCCUCACCUGCGUCAUGAAUGACGGGCAGAAUAUGCCAAUACAGCACUUCGGUCCAGUCCUCAUCACACUGGAUCCAUUUGCUCCACCACAUCCUCUCCUUGUCGCGGGAGUGUGGGAGUUCACCGAUCUUGAGAUCAGCACUGACACGCUCCAGGCUCUGAGGUCUCUUCCUGCCAUUCAGAACAAACGAGGGCUUAGUUUCUGCCUCUCAUGGACGGGCCGUGGGUUUCUCGAGGACGCUGUUACAUCUGGCCUCACGGUUGCCGUUGAACGUCUCGGUGCCAAAGUGCCUUUUGCCUUUGAGCAUCAUCCGGACCUCUUGGAUGCGACUGACCUGCCUCAAUUGCAUUUGACUCUGACAGAUCAUCUCAUUCGGACACUACUCAGUCUCCUGCGUUUCUACGUCCUUGUCAUUCAGAUUUCACUCAUCCUACUGGGUGCAUUGCGAGGCUCACUGAAGAAUAAAAUUUGCCUCCCGAGAAAGUGA
Messenger RNA from Aspergillus novofumigatus IBT 16806, 1551 nucleotides. RefSeq lists its product as uncharacterized. Gene Ontology annotation, molecular function: oxidoreductase activity. The record is from RefSeq and is a predicted model, not a curated record. Lineage: Eukaryota; Fungi; Ascomycota; Eurotiomycetes; Eurotiales; Aspergillaceae. The coding region runs from base 1 to 1551 and encodes 516 amino acids. The transcript is spliced from 3 exons.